Molecule: messenger RNA, 1675 nt
Organism: Fundulus heteroclitus (mummichog)
Lineage: Eukaryota; Metazoa; Chordata; Actinopteri; Cyprinodontiformes; Fundulidae
Gene: csf1b
Product: colony stimulating factor 1b (macrophage)
Exons: 9
Coding region: 197-1012 (271 amino acids)
Cellular component (GO): membrane
Molecular function (GO): cytokine activity; growth factor activity
Source: RefSeq, a predicted model, not a curated record
CAGUUUGAACUUCCUCAAAGGAGGAGGAGCACAUAAGGGCAAUGCUUUGAAGACCAGCGCCACAUGAAGAAGUGUCAGGUUAAGUUAAGAAGAAAUUCCUUUCUGUGGAGUGGAAGUGGAUAUAUGAGAAAGAUCUGUUUGCUUCAAUGUGUGUGACAGAGGAGUUUGGUGUUUUCCAUUGCCAAACGCGUACCAGAUGACCAUCCCUGUGUCAACAGUGAGUCAGAGCAAAGCUAAGUUGCAGGUAAAGUGUCUGUGUGUGCUUAUGUUCCUGAGCUUCCCUCUGUCAAUGGCCGAGGUCCCUGGCCCAUGCAGACACUCAAUCACUAGGGAACACCUGCUGAUAGUCAGGCAACUGAUGGACAACCAGUUGAGAAGUGGGUGUUCAAUAACCUACACAUUCAUAGAACGGAGGACUUUGAGCAAAUGUUGCUUUGUGAAAGCAGCCUUACCCUGGAUACUGGAGCUGCUCACCACCCACUUCAAGUACAAUCGGGGCUCAGUAAAUGACGUCUAUGUUCAGUCACUGAGGGCGCUCAUCCUCAACAUGUAUUCCCAGAGAUGCGUGCCUCAGAUUAAUGAAGAGGUGGAGGACAAGCCAGAGAGCUUUGAGUUGGUCUACCAAGGAUCUCCGAUGGAAGCUUUGCAGAAAGUUUCGGAGGUGUUGUCUGUUUACUGGGAACUGGUGACGACCAGUGACUCAGCGGUUGACUGGAGAUGCCAGCAGGAAUACUCAGAAAGCUUCGGCUCCACGACAGAGCUACCCGCAGGGUCGACCGCUCAAUAUUUUACAGACAGCUAUGAUUGGAUCUCAGCAAAGGCUUCGCAGAGAAGACCAGUCAGAGAGGUGUACCAGCUUGGCUUCAUCAUUGCAUCCAUCUGCGGAGGACUGCUGCUCAUACUUACGCUCUACUGUCUCGCUGUCCAUAAGAAACAUUACUCCCAUCAUGGAUCAAGAUUAGACACAAACUCAAACAUCGACCAGCAGGAUAUAGAGAUGGAACCACAGUAAUGCUUUGGGGAGACCACCACUGCUUCAGCAGACAGAGUACUUGGGAAGCUGUACAUUUUUUCCAAUCCAGUGUUUUCAUGUCCCUGUAUGUGUGAUGUAUUCAGCUUACCAGUUUAACCAGAAGCUUAGCUUUGAACGAAAACAAAAACAAAAUACGUUUUCUGGAGCUGUGUAUAUUGAGCAUUAUGUAUUGCAGGUUCUUUUCAGGUUAACAAAUUUCUUUUUUUUUUUCUUUUUUUUUUUACUGUAGUCAUUUUUUGUCUAUUUGCGUCCAAUUAACCAAGUGUUUGUGACCUUGUUCCCAUAAGUUAUUUAUUUCCUUAAGUCUAUUCAAUCACUGUAAUAAGAAUUAAAAGAACCUAACUAUCAGUAGCAACCCACGUGUUGAUUCAUCCUGUGCUGUGUGCUACCAGCUCAUUUCCAAAUUCCAAGUUGUCAGUAAUGAUUUUAUUAAAGGAUCUGCAUAACUUCACUGGCUGCAUCUUUUCUGGAAAGCACUGAAGUUGUCACAAAUAAUCGUGUAAUGCUGUUCCAUGUAAAUAAAUCUUCUCGUGCCUGUUUUAAACAAGUUCUCACAAACGAUGUGUAUGUCAAGAUUUAUUGCCAUACAGGACUGCUGUGCAGAUUCAGCAUAAACUCUGGUCAAUAAACUGUUAUUGAUCA